AAGUCGUUUGCAGACAACAUUUUCAACAGAAUUCCUAACUUGCCGGUUGCAAAAUGAAUUGUCUACUCUUUUUGGCUGGUUUAUUAGCUUUGACAUUUGCUGAUCACGAUAUUAAAUAUGUAAAGAAAUACAGCACUACAGAAUUUAAGGAUGCAGUUACAAAAAAUCCACAUUUCGUUUUGUUUUAUGCCCCUUGGUGUGGUCAUUGCAAGAGAACCAUGCCAGCAUAUGAGGAACUGAGCGAAAAAUACAACGAAAAUGAAGGUUCCAAACAAGCAACAAUUGCCAUGAUUGAUUGCACACAGCACACAGAUAUUUGCUCUGAGCAAGGAGUUAACGGCUAUCCAACGAUCAAAUAUUUCGAACCAUCAAGCUCUGAAGGUGAUGAAUAUUUCGGUGGACGAGGAUUUUCCGAUUUUGACCAAUAUAUUCAAGCAAAAUUGGGAGAUACCGGCGCAACUGAAAAACCUGCCGAGAAUCAAAAUAUUGAAACAUCAAAUGGUGUUAAGUUAUACACAAAUGAUAACUUUGAUGCGGCAAUUCAAACUGGUCACCACUUUGUGAAAUUUUUUGCUCCUUGGUGUCCUCACUGCAAAAAUAUGGUCAAAGAUUGGGAGCAAUUGGCUGGUUUAUACGAAGAUAGAUCUGUAUCAGUUGCCGAGGUUGAUUGCACUCAACAUCAAGCCAUUUGCGGAAGUAAUGAAAUUAAAGGUUAUCCAACCCUUUUGUUUUUCUCCAAUGGAAGAAUGGUUGAAAAAUAUUCUGGAGCUAGAAAUAUUGAUGCAUUUAAGGAAUUCGUGGCAAAAACUACAAAUUCAGAAAUAAAAGCCAGCGAAUCUCAAGAAGAAACAGUUCCCGCUGAAGUAACAAACGUUAAAGUAUAUACCACAAAGAAUUUUGCCGAAACAAACACAGGUCAUCAUUUCGUCAAAUUCUAUGCUCCUUGGUGUCCUCACUGCCAAAACAUUGCUCCAGCUUGGGAAAAAUUAGGCGAAGCUUUCAACGACGAUGAUACAGUUACUAUUGGUAAAGUUGAUUGCACUACCGACAGCGAAGCAUGUAAAAAACCAGAAGUUUCCGGUUAUCCAACUCUUUGGUGGAUGACUGAUGGAAAAUAUGUAGAAAAAUAUUCAGGUCCUAGAGAUUUUGAAGAUUUAAAAGAAUUUGUUAAUUCAAUGAGAGGAAAGAAAGACGACGCUAAACACGGAACCGUUGAAGACAAGAAAGUUGAGUACGUCCAAACUCUUACUGUAGAUACUUUUGAAGAUUCUAUCAGUGAGGGUCAUUAUUUCAUUAAAUUUUAUGCUCCAUGGUGUGGACAUUGUAAAAGAAUGGCCCCAGCUUGGGAAGAGUUAGGCAAGAAAUUUGCAGGGCAUGAGAUUAUUUCAAUUGCUGAAGUCGAUUGUACCAAAAAUAGAGAAAUAUGCGAUAAACAUGAAGUCACUGGCUUCCCAACUUUGUAUUAUUUUGAAAACGGUCAGCGAAUCUCUGAACAUAACGGAGGCAGAGAUUUAGAAGAGCUCGUUAAGUUUGUACAGGACAAACUACCCCAUGACGAACUUUAGGUUUUUUGGGCUUUUUUUGUUUUGUCCUAUCAAUUUUGCUGGUUAAACGAAUAUAUCAUAAUUUAAACAAAAUUAGUCGUUUCUGUACUGACACAUGUGAUUUUGUUGCUGUGAUAAUUUCUUAGUUUGAAUACUAUUUAGUAAUUCUAUAAACACCUUCUAUGUAAUUUAGGGAUAUGGUUUCACAUUCUCUGUGUCAUAUAGUAAUAACUGAAUGCCAUAGUUGAUACAUACUUAUAAGACAAAACAAUUUGAUCUUAUUUUGACAAUAAAAAAUUUUCCUUGGACU
Messenger RNA from Dimorphilus gyrociliatus, 1854 nucleotides. Lineage: Eukaryota; Metazoa; Annelida; Polychaeta; Dinophilidae. The record is from the annotation of a GenBank genome assembly.